Rhodotorula graminis WP1 is the source of this 2343-nucleotide messenger RNA. RefSeq lists its product as uncharacterized. NCBI's taxonomy places the organism in Eukaryota, Fungi, Basidiomycota, Microbotryomycetes, Sporidiobolales, Sporidiobolaceae. The record is from RefSeq and is a predicted model, not a curated record. Gene Ontology annotation, cellular component: cytoplasm. Gene Ontology annotation, molecular function: zinc ion binding; peptide binding; metalloaminopeptidase activity. Gene Ontology annotation, biological process: peptide catabolic process; proteolysis. The transcript has 14 exons. The annotation marks the transcript as partial.
CACUACGCCGUGACGCAGUUUCAGCCGACGAGCGCACGCAAAGCCUUUCCCUGUUUCGACCACCCGGCCAAGAAGGCGACCUUUUCCACCAGCCUCAUCAGCCCUGUCGGCCUCACCUCGCUGUCGAACACGCCCGAGCUUUCUCGCGCGCCGUCCUCGGGCGCCUUUGAGCCGACCGACGUCGCGACCGCCGCUUUUCUCGCGGGCGAGGAGGGCAAGCUCGCCGAGCCGUCGAGCGACACGGCGUGCGAGACGGUCGAGUGGGAGCUCGUUACGUUCGAGGACACGCCGCCGAUGUCGACCUAUCUGGCAGCCUGGGCCGUCGGCCGCUUCGACUCGACUGCGUCAUCUUACGUCUCGCCCCUGACCGGCAAGACGGUUCCGCUCACGGCGUACGCCGCCAAGGCGUUCCAGCACAUCGAGCGAGGACAAGCUCGGCGCGCGCUCGACACGCUCGCCCAGGUCAUGCCCGUUUACGAGAAGAUGUUCGACCUCCCGUACGAGCUCGGCAAGCUCGACCUGCUCGUCGUCGACGAUUUCGAGGCCGGCGCGAUGGAGAACUGGGGCCUCAUCACGGGCCGCAAGUCGACGCUGCUGUACGACGACAAGGUCGGCGGCGAAGGACCGCUGCGGCGUGUCGUGACGACCGUCUCGCACGAGGCGGCGCACAUGUGGUUCGGCAACUCGACGACCUUGAGCUCGUGGGACGAGUUGUGGCUGAACGAGAGCUUCGCGACUCUUAUCGGCGAGGUCGUCGCCAUCAACGUCAUCGAGCCGUCGUGGAACGUCCACUCGAGCUUCAUCAAGUUCCACCGCUCGGACGCGCUCAAACUCGACGCGCUGCGCAGCUCGCACCCGAUCCACCUCGUCUGCAACCACGAGUCCGAGGUCCCGCAAACUUUCGACCACAUCUCGUACGAGAAGGGUUCGGCCGUCCUCAAGAUGCUCGUCGAGGUCAUCAGCGAGAGCAGGUUCCUGGCCGGCACGGCGGCCUACCUCAAGGAGCACCAGCACGCGUGCGCGACGAGCCGGGACCUGUGGCGAGCGCUGUCGGCGACAUCCGGGUUCGACGUCGAGAACAUGAUGGACACCUGGGUCGAGAAGGUCGGCUUUCCCGUCAUCUCGGUCGAGGAGGACGGCGAGCAGCUCAAGCUGCGGCAGAACCGCUUCCUCAGCACGGGCGACCCGAGUGCCGAGGAGGACGAGACGACCUGGACGAUCCCGCUCUUCGUCAAGGACGCCGCCAGCUCAGAGCUACCGAGCGUCACCAUCAUGUCGACCCGCGAGCUCGUCAUUCCCAAGCCCGGCUCGCUGUACUUCCUCAACGCCGAGUCGCGCUCAACGGUCCGCAUCGCCUAUCCCGCACCACACGUCGCCAAGCUCGCCGACGCAGCAAAGAGCUCGAGCUCGCGUCUGUGCCUUACCGACCGAGUCGGGCUCAUCGAGGACCUCCUCCUCCUGUCCGAGGCCGGCUACACCUCGACCGUCCCGACUCUCGACUUCCUCGCCACCUUUGCGCCUGCCGAGCCCGACCACCUCGUCUGGGCCGAGGUCGCCUCGUCCUUCAAGCGCUUCGCCGAUGCCUGGUGGGAGCAGCCGACCGAGGAGCUCGAUGCCCUUCGUGCCUUCGCCCGCACGCUGUUUCGCCCAGUCGUCGACCGCCUCGGCCUGCAGCACGCCCCCGACGACAGCCACGACACGCGUCGGUUCCGAACGCUCGUCGUCGCCGCCGCAGCAGCCGUAGAGGACCCCGACAUCCUCACGUGGGUCAAGCACGCCUUCGCAGGCUUCCUGUCGGGCGCCGUCGACCCGCUCGCGGCCGACUUGGCGCCGUUCGUCGUCAGCUGCGCCGUCAAGCACGGCGGUCAAGCCGAGUACGACGCGGCGCUCGCCCUGUUCGGCGCCGCACCCUCGCCGCAGUACCAGAUGGCGGCGAUCCUCGGCUUGACGAGCUCGAGGGACCCGCAGCUGCUGCAGAAGACGGCGGCCAUGAUGACCAGCGGCGCGGCGUCGGCGCAAGACUUGCCCAUCUUCCUCCACGGUCUCGCCGCCAACCCGUCCUCGCGCCGGCUCGUCUGGGCGCUCUUGCAGCAGGCCUGGCCCAUGCUCGAGCAGCAGUACAAGGGCUCGAUGCUCCUUGGCAAGAUCGCCGCCACCGCCGUCGAGGUCUUCUCCUCCGAGGCCGACGCCGCCAGCGUCGAGGCCUUCUUCGCCGACAAGGACACGACGGCGUACGUCCAGCCGCUGCAGCAGGCGCUCGACACGGUGCGGUCCAAGGCGCGCUGGCUCGCGAGGGAGAAGGACGCGGUCCGGGCGUGGCUCAAGAAGGAGGGGCACUUUGCG